AUGACUCAGCCGUCACAUGUCUUCUCCUCGAUUCCGCCGGUGAGCUCAUCUUCGGCACCAAUCCGUCAUAAUUCUAUCUUGUCGAUGUACACUUCUCCAUCAACACAUGUGGAGAACAUAGACUCUUCCUUUGGGUUUCACCAAAACUGUUCUCCAUUGCCUCAUCGGGUUCUGAUCACUAGGUCUAACUCCAUCAGUAACACUCCUGCGAGAAAGUCUCAUAAACUGACUGACACUGAUAUAGUUAGGAUAAAUUCGAUGACACCUCGGAGUUCUCCGAGAUCGAUCUACCUUGAGCUAUUAGGUCUGAUGGUUGGGGACUCAAGCUUUGGCUAGGAAGGUCUUGUAGAGUUGAUAUAUGAUGACGAAGCCAUGAAAGAGUUCUACUCUAAGUUUAUGAAUCGGGAUAACAAUAAUGUUCACGAUGAUGAGAAUGUUGCUAAUUUGAUGGUAACAUUUACCAAUUCGGAAGAUGCAAGCAAUGCGAAUGAGAGCGGGUUUAAGAUUGGAUCGACUACUUCAGGUGUAAAAAGAAAAGUAGGCAAAGAUAUUAAACCUUUAUGCAGACUCUAUAAGAGUGCUUUAGUGGAUACCAGUUUCAUUGGCUGGAUAAAGCGUUGGAAUCUUCCGAGUCAAGUUUCCUCUAGCAAUUCUGUUAGGAAAGGCGAGUAUUCUACCGAUCCUAAUUGAGUCAAAAGGUAAGCAAUACGUGACUACAAUUUUUCUCCUUUAAUUUUUAUUAUUACUAUGUGAUGUAUGGUUUUAUGACAUUUAUUCAUAUGGAUGCUCAUUCAGAAUCUUGGCAAACUGAGACUCUGCUGCAAGUUCAAAACAGAUAAAGUCGCGGUACGUUGUUUAUUUGGAAUGCAGAGUAGAGAUUCUUGAGAUGGCUAAUACUUCACUGUUCUAAAUGACCAUGCAUUUGGAGGUGAGGCAUAUCACAUUAGCAAGUAAUAACCAUCUACUUGUAGGCUUGAAUGGCACUUUGGAAGGAACCUUAUAAAAUACAAUGGUCCUUGGCCUGAAGGGAUGUACGUGUUUAGAACCUCUUAGUUAUUCCAAAAAAAAAGGAAAUAACUAUCUACUUGUCAUGUCUAAGCGGUUCCUAUAAGGAAUUUAUUAAGUUUAUAUUGUUUUUGCAAAGAAUCAAAGAAUGAUGAUGAUGAACGAGAACAAAAAAUGAAGAUUUGAGUUUAAUUGCUGGAGCAACGGGUGCAGCUUCGUGAUGGUAUUUCUUAGCAAGUUCUUUGUUAUGCAAACUAAAAUAAUGUUAGAAAUUUCUAUUAAACAUGGUUGUUAUGCUGGUAGUUGCAUGAUCUUUGGUUUUGACCUUACUCAUAUAAUAAUAAUUAAAUUGUCAAAACAACAUCGUGAAAUACAUUUAUUUUUCUCUGUUAUGUCGGAAGCUUAAUCCUAGAUAGGAUGUAAAUCUAUUGUUAUGUACAGACAAAAUAACAUUUUUGGAUGAAGUUUUUACUAGCCACCUUUUCUUUUUAAAAAAAUCCAUGCUCGGAAACUAUAGAACAUAUGUUUUCAUUUCCUCUAUGGUUACGGCCUUAACUGAACAAUUGUGUGUAGAAAUCGAAGGGUAAAGAAGGCAACAACCUCAAAAAAACGAGAGAGUAUAAACGUUCAAUCAUCUACUUGUCGGUUCGAGUGGUACUUGGGAGAAAAUCAUAUAAAAUGCCCUAUUCCCUCUCUAUUCUUUAUAAAUAUCUUUACUCUUAAAAAUCAAGCAACUCUAACUAAACGUAACUCCCACUUAACACCCCCUUCCUUUAAUUUGAUUGUGGUUGUAAUUGUCGAAGAGUGAACAUUUACAUGUAAUUAACAUACUAGGAAUGUUUCCAAUCUCUAAGAAUUGUGGAGUGGGAAGUUGACUAAACCACCAUGAAAGGGGCAUUGUUGUGAGAGUAGAGCGUUGUUGAUAUAUGUCGCCUGAGUUAUGGUGGCGGCAAAAAAUAGCCAGAGAUGGGUGAUAGAGAAGGUAAAAAUUUCUUUAGCUAUAGGUUUUUUUGUUUGAUUUUGAUCAUUGGGCAUGCAAGACUAGAUUUAAUAAUUGGGUAAGGAUAACUCAUUAAAUUGGUGAUGAUGAUGUUUCUUCAUUUUAGACAUUCAAGGAAUGAUGUAGAAGUGUUGCCAAUCUCUGGGAAGCUGAUUAAACCAUCACAAGAAGCGUCUAGAUUUUUGGAAUCAUGAGAUUUUGAAAAUCGAGUGUAGUGUCUUUUGCAAGGGGAGGAUGUUGUUGACAUCAUAGUCAUGGUGGCAGUGAAAAAUAGUCAGAAAUGUGUAUAAGUGAAAGUGAAAAUUUAUUUGGUUGUGGUUCUUUGGUUG
Molecule: messenger RNA, 2334 nt
Organism: Arabidopsis lyrata subsp. lyrata
Lineage: Eukaryota; Viridiplantae; Streptophyta; Magnoliopsida; Brassicales; Brassicaceae
Source: RefSeq, a predicted model, not a curated record